Messenger RNA from Otolemur garnettii (small-eared galago), 426 nucleotides. It is a transcript of the gene SMIM23, whose product is annotated as small integral membrane protein 23. The transcript has 4 exons. The record is from RefSeq and is a predicted model, not a curated record. The coding region runs from base 1 to 426 and encodes 141 amino acids. NCBI's taxonomy places the organism in Eukaryota, Metazoa, Chordata, Mammalia, Primates, Galagidae.
AUGGUGAUCCAGGUGGGCAGCAGGGGCCGAGUGGCAGCUCAGCUACUUGAACAGAGAAGCAACGGCCACUGCGAGGACAAGAAGCAGACGCUGUUGGCCUUGCUGGUCUUGGUGUUGUACUUGGGCACAGGAAUAUCAGGAAGAAGCUGGGAGAUGUCAGAAAGAAUCAGAGAGUGUAAAUGUUACCAGAAUCCUGUGAUUUCUCAGGGUCUUGAAUAUCAGACCAGUGAACCCUCAGAAGAGCCAAUAAGGGUCAUCAGGACCUGGUUGAAGGAGAAUUUGCAUGUCUUCUUGGAGAAGUUAGAGAAAGAGGUGCGAGAGCUGGAGCAGCUAGUGCGAGACCUGGAAUUGUGGCUGGAUGCUCUUCUGGGAGAGUCACAGCCCUACCCAGAAGAGCCCUGCUGUGCCCACAAGAGCCACAUGUGA